AUGGCUAUGUGUGGUGCCGGUCUUGACGGCGUCGUGUGCAUGUUCGCCGAGCUCCACGACCCCGACGAGAGUACUGGAUCCGCGACCGCUUCUGCGGACGACGGUGACGAGGAAGAGGAGCAAGACCUAGUGUACUCCCCUUCCGACCCCUCGAUGGUGGCCGCCGACCAGUUCCCCGCUACAGCUCACGCCUCGGCAUUCAUUACUCCGGAGCGCCCUGCAUCGAGGCACCACGACACGCCUGCCACGGCGGAGACAGACUCGACGGGCUCCGCAGACACGACAUUCUUCGCCCUUCUAGACUGGGCGAUGGGUGCCGCAAGUGCCGGUCUCGACGGACUGGUGUACAGGUUCGCGCCGCUCGACGACCUCGAUGCACCAUCGCCCUCUGCCUACGAGUACGACGAGUAUGACGAGUACGACCAGUGUGACGACUACGACCAGUGUGACGACUACGCCCAGGCCGAUCAGCACGACCAGAACGACCAGAACGAUCAGUGCGGAUUUGAGAGAGCCUAUACGGACUGUGACGACGAGGUGCAGGAGGAGGAAGAGCGGGACCUGGAAUUUAUCUCACCCCCUCGCACGCCCGGCCACACGAUUGUCAUCGAUUGGUCGUGUCUUCGCGACUGGGUGGCCCGCACGAUCCAGAACGGAGGCGAGCCCCUGUACCCUCUCCAGGACAUUGCCAUUCGUCGUACGCGUGUCGAUCCCGCAGCCGCGGUGCGCUCAGAUGUGCCAGAAGAAGCCGACUCGCCGUCCCAGCCUAGCCCCACGGAUGCGGGCGCCGAAAUUGGCUCGGCGUUCACGACGCCAGCACGCCUCGGAGAAGGGGACCAGGGCACGCCGGCCAUGACGAACACGGCAUCCUCGUCAAGCUCGGCCUCAGACGCUUUUUGA
Apiotrichum porosum is the source of this 900-nucleotide messenger RNA. RefSeq lists its product as uncharacterized. Bases 1 to 900 code for a protein of 299 amino acids. Lineage: Eukaryota; Fungi; Basidiomycota; Tremellomycetes; Trichosporonales; Trichosporonaceae. The transcript has 5 exons. The record is from RefSeq and is a predicted model, not a curated record.